Molecule: messenger RNA, 819 nt
Organism: Aedes albopictus (Asian tiger mosquito)
Lineage: Eukaryota; Metazoa; Arthropoda; Insecta; Diptera; Culicidae
Exons: 3
Coding region: 1-819 (272 amino acids)
Source: RefSeq, a predicted model, not a curated record
AUGGGGCUGGACUAUGUCAGUCCAUUGGAGGAUAGGAAGACAAAGUUUUUGGAGGUUCGUUCGGACGAGGGCUGGGCGAACGACCUUGUUGAUCGCGAUUCCGUGACGCACUAUUUGUACAAUCUGCGACGGGAGUCGAAACAGCUGCAUGCAUCGGCGCGAGGGGUGUAUGCGCUUCGUGCACAGCUGCUCAAGAAGCUCAAGAAGCUCAAGAAGCUCAAGAAGCUCAAGAAGCUCAAGAAGCUCAAGAAGCUCAAGAAGCUCAAGAAGCUCAAGAAGCUCAAGAAGCUCAAGAAGCUCAAGAAGCUCAAGAAGCUCAAGAAGCUCAAGAAGCUCAAGAAGCUCAAGAAGCUCAAGAAGCUCAAGAAGCUCAAGAAGCUCAAGAAGCUCAAGAAGCUCAAGAAGCUCAAGAAGCUCAAGAAGCUCAAGAAGCUCAAGAAGCUCAAGAAGCUCAAGAAGCUCAAGAAGCUCAAGAAGCUCAAGAAGCUCAAGAAGCUCAAGAAGCUCAAGAAGCUCAAGAAGCUCAAGAAGCUCAAGAAGCUCAAGAAGCUCAAGAAGCUCAAGAAGCUCAAGAAGCUCAAGAAGCUCAAGAAGCUCAAGAAGCUCAAGAAGCUCAAGAAGCUCAAGAAGCUCAAGAAGCUCAAGAAGCUCAAGAAGCUCAAGAAGCUGAAGAAGCUCAAGAAGCUGAAGAAGCUCAAGAAGCUCAAGAAGCUCAAGAAGCUAAACAAGCUUAAGAAGCAGAAGAAGAAGAAACUCGAUAAUGGGUUUGAAAAGAACCAGCAGGAGCUCACCAAAGUCGUUGAAGAUGCGAAUGGCUGA